AUGUCGUCCACAUUGGCGGCGCUGGAUGCAGUCCCCAGACGGCCAUCGGAACUCGGCAAGCUGCCGCGCCAUAGCUCAGGGGAAGCGGGAGAUGAACCGUCCAGUGUGGAAUUCGUGAAAACUGUGGCUGAGUUUCACACCGCCAUAGCUCGUACUCACAUAGACUACUCACGCAGUUUACAGUCAUUGGUAGAAACCUUCAAAGAAAAAACACUACUGGCCAAAGAGAGAUGGAAAGAAUGCACAAAUCUCUUCACAGUCUGGGAAAAUGUUUUACAUGCGUAUGGUUCGGCAGCUCAAGAUCAUAGUGACCUUGGUGAGGCUAUAGAGGCGUCUGUCACCGAUCAGCUGGUGGAGUCAGCGAAAUACAAACAGCAACUUGUGAAGAUGUUAGAUGUGUAUCAUGAUGAUUAUCUCAAACAAUCCGAAUCACUGGAUGCCAUCAUUGACAAGAGCGAAAAGGAAUACAUCGAGAGCUGGUCAAAAAUGUCCAAAGAUGGGAUGAACAGUAAAAAGAAUCACAAUACGGCAUUCUGCUACAAUAGAUUAAAUGAUUACGUUCUUCAGCUGACGACAGCAAACCAGUUCAAUGUUUCUCUAUCUACCGCAGUGCUUCCAAAAGUCAACUCUGAUGCAGAUCUCAUACGUCACGAAAUAUCAGAAUCAGGAAUAUCAGGUUUAUCAUGGCACUCCAAAAUCCUUAUAUCAAAGUUAUCGGAUCAGAUUCGGAAACUUGAGGUCAUCUCGAAGAGGUCAGCAUCCGAGAAGCCGAAGGGUAACCCCGAGUCCUUUGAAGCAAAGCAAUAUUCCUUCAGCAAACCCCAGCCAACAGCCGGAGGGGAUUUUGCUUUAAAUAAACUGGUGCUUAACUCUGCCACUGAGGGCGUCUUAAAAGAAAAGUAUGACUCACUCGCCAAAGAGAUCCAAACAUUGGAGACGGAAAUAAAUGUCGUCAAAGACCAGACCAACAGGUUAAAGAGGCAAUAUGAAAGCAUCAAGUCGAAUCAAUCAAGUAAAGCACACGAAACGUUACUGGAGAUUCACAAGUUACGCAAUGGCAACAGACAGAACGAGACGAAUCUCGCCUGCAAGAGAGCCCAGCUUCUGUUAUUUUCACCCGACUGGUUCAAGACUCGUCUAAGCAAUGGUCAUACUGUCAUGGCUUCUCCCGAGAGACGGGCUUCUGAAUCAGGCGAUUCCAUUCGAGAAAUGGGGGUGUCAAGUAAUGGCUCAAUCAACUCAAAGUCGCACGUCUUCCAGGAAUAUAACUUUAUCAAACCAACAUUUUGUGACGAUUGUAAGGGCAUGCUGAAAGGUAUUAUGAGACAAGGUCUACGAUGUAAAGUAUGUAAGGCCAACGUUCAUCACAGAUGCAUGGAAUCCGUCUCAUCAUGUUCCGGUCCUGCAACACCUGACAAGAGGAAGAUGUUGAGAAGACAGAAGAGUACCACCGAUCUUGAUACAAGGAGCUUAAGUGAUAUGAAGGGCGCCAUUAGAGAAGAACCAGUUGAUCCCAUCUACCAGACCAUCAAGUGUGCUGCCAAGUUAACCGGGUCCACGACGGACAUGUCGUCCCGUCGAGGGUCGGUAACCUCAAUGAUGUCUUCUGUCAGUCCUAAAGGGACGCCCUCUAAGAUGAAACCGCAGCAGGCAGCAUCUCCUGUUAACAGUGAGGGUAACUUCUUGCUCGCUCCGGACUCACCUUCCAGGCGAUCAGGGACACCCAAGUCAGCACCACAUAGUCCGAACCAGGCAGGCGAGGAGUCUAGGCGGAAGAUACUCCAGUCUUACGGGAAGAGCAUGUCAUUCGAUACAGAGCCAUCACAUAAACCAAGUACUAAUGGACGAAAGAGCGAACCACCGACUCCUGUCGAAAACACUCCCCCACGUCACUGUUCUUCUGCCUCUGACGUCAUGAAUGUGCGGUUUCCGUCAACCCUACCGUCCCGGCAAAAAUAUUCUGGUCGCAUUAUAUCCAGUUCAGUCAAGUCUUGUAAGGACGCCUCAACCAGCCCAGCGCCAGGGAGAGAGUACAUCUGUCUCUAUGAUUUUGAAGGCAUGUUACGGGACGACCUGUCGUUGAAGGCUGGUCAGAGAGUAAGGGUUGCCGAAGACGAAGGAUCGGAUUGGUGGAAGGGUGACUGCGAUGGUCGGUUUGGCUACUUUCCUGCGUUCUGUGUCACGUUCCUUCAACCCUGGGAGAGGGUUAUGGUGGUGAUGCAUAGCUUCAAGGCAUCUCACGAGAAAGAAGACGGGCUUACUUUACGAAAAGGCCAGGUUGUGAUCCAGAUGUCCCCGGAGGAUAAUGGUUGGAGCCAGGUCAGAACCGGUCGCAAGAGCGGCUUCUUUCCGUACCAGUAUCUGGAAAUGUUUGGAAAACAGAAAGGAUAACAUUUUGCUUGUUUCUGUAUGGAAGUUUUUUUCUUUAUUGCGGAAUGAACCAAAUUGAGUUCGAUUGACAUGAUUGAGUAGUAAUCAAGACGAUGUACCUAACCAUUUUUGUUUAAAGACCGUCAAUACUACUGGGCCAGAAGGGAUAAGACCACACAGCGAG
Messenger RNA from Strongylocentrotus purpuratus (purple sea urchin), 2554 nucleotides. RefSeq lists its product as uncharacterized. Gene Ontology annotation, biological process: positive regulation of protein localization to plasma membrane; skeletal muscle contraction; positive regulation of voltage-gated calcium channel activity. NCBI's taxonomy places the organism in Eukaryota, Metazoa, Echinodermata, Echinoidea, Camarodonta, Strongylocentrotidae. Bases 1 to 2391 code for a protein of 796 amino acids. The record is from RefSeq and is a predicted model, not a curated record. Gene Ontology annotation, cellular component: extrinsic component of cytoplasmic side of plasma membrane. The transcript is spliced from 22 exons. Gene Ontology annotation, molecular function: protein binding.